This is a messenger RNA of Durusdinium trenchii, 2690 nucleotides long. The record is from the annotation of a GenBank genome assembly. NCBI's taxonomy places the organism in Eukaryota, Dinophyceae, Suessiales, Symbiodiniaceae.
CAGGUUUUGAAACAGGUCGAAUGGGUAGACCACCAGUAGACGUCGGACGGCUUCGAUGGGCUCGACUGCUGUUGGCUGGCUCAAGCCAGCUGGUCUCGCUAAGUCCGGGCCAGGAGCACACCACCCCAGGCGGCCCUUCUCCUCCGCCGAGAAAGCAAACACUGCACAGCACCAUCCAGUGGUAGCCGCAUCCGGCGGCUUCCGCCGCAUCCGGCGGCUUUCGCGCCACGACAGAUGCCCUCACCCGGCCCGGUGAGCCCAACGCACGAGGGACUAUUUUGGGAUCUGCACCGGAAGCUGGGGGAGUGCUAUCAAGCUGAUGUGCAGACAGCGCGCUUGGCGGGGCGCAUCACCUCCAGCGAGCCCUUGGGGGAGGUGAUGAACCUUCCUUCGAUGUCCAGGCAGAUGAGCAGCCUGUCGGCUCGCUCUGAGAACCAGCUGGCGGUGCGCUCGCGGGGCUCAAGGGGCUCGGAGGCGAGUGAACAAGGAGUGGCACCGCUCCGGCCAGAGUUACCUGCGGUCGCGCCGCCGAGGGCCCUACCCAACCGACUGAGUUUGAGGAGCAAUCCAACCUACAGUCGUGAGGUGGACCUGGGGAGUAAGUCUGAGGAGCACGGCCACCAGAACAGCUACUUGUCUGGGGACUCACACGCUGAAGAGCGAGCGGUUCAGAGGAUUCAUUCUGGAACUGCUUCGAAAGCGCUCCGCUUUGAUGAGGCAAAGGACUUCCAGAUGAAAGUUCCCGAUUCGGGCAGCUUGGCAGAGGAAGACACGCCAGAAAAGUCGAAGGGGACGGAUGGUUCUCCAAGCUCUCCCAAGUCGCCAAGUCCAAGGCUUUACACUGAUCAGAGUGACAUGUUCCAGCCCAGGUCUUGCUGGCACUUGGAUCUGGUGAAUAUGUCUUUCAUGAGAAGAAAGAGCAACCUCACCAUGAAUUCCAGGUCUGGCUUCUCACUGACCUCCGCUGAGAGCAUCCAUGAGAUCCGCGUGGCCUUGACGGUGAAGCAGCACAAGGACUUCUUAGUCAUUCACCCACAUGCAACCUUCAAAAUCUGCUGGGACAUGAUGGGAAUGCUCUUCCUGCUGCGAGAUAUCUUCUUUAUCCCGCUGCAAUUAUUUGAUGUCCCUGCGGCCUACCUCAUGCAAUGGCUCGACACCACCUCGUUGAUAUUUUGGACCUUGGACAUUUUCUUGUCCUUUUUCACUGGGUACUACCAGAAAGGCAGACUUGAAUUGAAGCACCGCAAAAUUGCCUGCAAUUAUGUCAAGACCUGGUUCUUCCUGGACGUCCUGGUGGUAGGCAUCGACUGGUGGUUCUCCGUUCAGCCCACCAACGGAGCUGAAGGGGUGGCACGCGUGACGAAGUCCAUCCGCUCGGCACGCUUCCUGCGGAUGUUUCGCUUAAUCCGCUUGAGCAAGAUGAGCAAGGUGUCCAUCUUGAUGCGAGAGCAAAUCAGCUCUGAAGCUGGAAUUAUCUAUUUUGGUAUCCUUUUGGUCAUCCUGCGUAUGUUUGUCUUGCAGCACGUCAUCGCCUGUGGCUGGUUUGGCAUUGGUGAAUUGGCGACCGAAGAGGAAAACAGAAGUUGGAUUCUGACCCACGGCUUUCGCGAAAGAACUUUUCAGUAUCAAUACAGCACAUGUCUUCACUGGGCUUUUGCUCAACUGGGCAUGGGUUCGGUGGAGAUCGAAGCUGAGACAACGCAGGAGAGGAUCUUCUGUAUUGGAGUUGCUUUUGUGGGCCUCAUCAGUUUCUCCACUCUGGUGAGUACGGUCACGUCGCUCAUGAGCAACUUGCAAAAAGCACAGGAUCAGGAGCAGCAGCUCUUUCGAGACUUGCGACGCUUCCUGCAUCAGAAUGACAUCCCCAUUGACCUCAGUCAGCGAGUGACCCGCUUCCUGCAGCAUGCGUAUCGUUUGCAAACCUCCAGAAGCGUCGACAGUGAGGUCGCCAUCUUCCAGUUACUCUCCAAGUCCUUGAAUGCUGAACUUCAGUUCACGCGCUACAAGAAUUGCCUCUACUCACUCGCUCUCUGCAGGAAGAUCUUGUCAUCAGGUGCUGCUGUGGAAGCUGAAACGGUGGCGCAGAAGUUGGCCGUGAGGACCUUGAGUACCGUCCCGCUAGCACAGAACGACUUUGUUUUUCAAAGAGGCACUGUGGCUCACACGUGCUACUUCGCGCUGGAGAAUAACCUGGAGUAUGUCCGAGAGCGGGGCAACCGGAAGUCGGUGGAAGAGGGGACCUUAAUUUCCGAACUCGCCUUAUGGACGCCAUGGGUGCACGUCGGUGGUUUGGUCACCAAAGAGAUGAACAGAGUUGUGGCGAUCGAUGUGGAAUCCUUUUGCGCAUGCGUGGCCGAAAUACAUGAGGUCCAAGAACAGGCGAUCUACUUGGCACAGCACAUUGUGGAGGCCAUGAACGAUGAAUCACAGGAUUUGACCGACCUCUGGCAGUAUCACGUUGAGGAUGCCAGCGAACUUAGCCACAAGAUCUCAGCCACUGGAGAUCCAUUCAGUCCACUGAUGCGCUUCUGGCACAGUUGUGCCGGCUUUGCCAGAGCUCGGAUGGGGCCAAAAGAAGUGCAUGUGGUGCCUGCAGGGUCAGGGCCAGGGUGAAGGCAAGCUGCUUAGAGCACUGGACAUGACUGGGGUUCCAUGCUUAGAGCACUGUAUGCCCCUGGGUUUCUUCAGCU